Messenger RNA from Macrosiphum euphorbiae (potato aphid), 306 nucleotides. NCBI's taxonomy places the organism in Eukaryota, Metazoa, Arthropoda, Insecta, Hemiptera, Aphididae. The record is from the annotation of a GenBank genome assembly.
AUGUCCAGAUUUCAGUUUAACACACUUUACCUAAAAAUAAAAAAUGAAAUUUCCAAACAAAAUACGCUGUUUAGAGAGUCAAUACCGGCUAAAGAAAAACUAGGUGUAUGUUUGAGGUUCUUGGCAACUGGAGAUUCGUACCAGACGAUAGCCUUCAGUUUUCGAUUAGGCCAUUCGACUGUGCAAGGAAUUGUCAUCGAAGUAUGUAAUGCAAUUAUCUUAAAACUAAAAGAAGAAUGCAUCAAAACUCCUCAAAAAGAAGAUUGGGAGCAAAUAGUAAAUGAGUUUAUACUUUAUACUACAUAG